Molecule: messenger RNA, 846 nt
Organism: Rodentolepis nana
Lineage: Eukaryota; Metazoa; Platyhelminthes; Cestoda; Cyclophyllidea; Hymenolepididae
Source: the annotation of a GenBank genome assembly
AUGGGGCCUCCUUCAUAUUCUGAUAUAGGGAAGGCGGCUCGAGAUGUUCUCCGGAAAAAUUUUGACCUUGGUAUGAAAUUUUUCUCCUUCAAGAGCAAGGAAGGAAAUUGGGAAUAUGCCUCUCGGAUUGACAACGCUUUUCGUUACAGAAAUGUAAUGUACGGGUCUAUUGAAUCUUCUCUGUUUCUAAAAGAAUAUGGUGUCAAAAUCAAAGAAAAGUGGAUUUCUAAAGGUUCAAUAUCCUCGGAAUUAAGCGCGGAAAAUCAUCUGAUUGAAGGACUCACUAACAAGAUAAAAUCUGUGUAUAAUAUCAAUGAUAAAAAGGUAAAGUUUAAUGUAAAGUCUAAAUAUGAAAACGAAUAUGUCAAUGGGAAAAUUGACUGCAACUUUCGCGAGACUCUGCCAGAUGUUGAACAGUCCUUAGUUUUCGGAUUUCAAGAUUACCUGGCUGGAAUUAUCGUAAACCUUGAUUCGCCUGCAAAGAAAUUACGAUUCGUUGAUUUCGCCUUUGCAUAUUCGAUCAGUGAUUUCGGCUUCCAUGCUAUCAUCACAGAUUGGGCUCGAACUUUUACUGCUGGUGUCUAUCAACGCCUGUCUAACACCUUGGAGUAUGCUGCUGAGGCGACCUGGAAUCGCAAUGAAUCGACGCACACCUGGGCCGUAGGUUGUCAAUACGCAUUAGACAACGGGAAGAAGCAUCUUGUAAAGCUGAAGUUAGAUAGCCACCAACGAGUCUACGCUUCCCUAAAGAGCCAACUUAAAAAGGGUGUCAAAGUCUGCGUCUGUGCUCUUUUCAACGAUUCUGAAGAGACUCAGAUUGGCUUCGGUGUGGAAGUCGAGUGCUGA